Molecule: messenger RNA, 321 nt
Organism: Drosophila takahashii
Lineage: Eukaryota; Metazoa; Arthropoda; Insecta; Diptera; Drosophilidae
Source: RefSeq, a predicted model, not a curated record
GUCUGUUUCAGGCGCGAGGCUCAGUUUAUUUGACGUUUGCGAUAUAAUGAAGACAAUCUUUAUAUUAAUGUUCUUAGUGCUGCUGGCCGUGAGCCUGGCAGAAUCUGCUCCCACCGCAGGCAACGAUCCUACUGUUUCUAUAUUGCGCUACACUAAUGAUCAGGACUUGGAAAAUAUUCAACGGGAUAUCAUUGCGCAAUACGAACGGUUCGGAGGAACCACCCAAGUGCAUAAACCGCUGACGGCCAGUAUCAUUAACCCAGCCAGCCUAAGGAUUAAUAUUUAAUGCUCUCCGAAAAUAAAUCGAUCUUUUUAAAAGUU